CGGAACGCCACUUUGCUCUUCCAGUGCAUCUUUCGGCUCACAGCAGUCGGCGGUGAACAGUGACCUUCUCGGGCAGAGCACAGCGAUUAACACACACAUUAGAGAUGGCAGGUGGUGUAUUUGCUGGCUGGUGGACGAAGCUAGGGCCUUACUACUCCAAGGCAUACCAGGAGUUGUGGGUUGGUGUAGGAAUCAUGACUUACCUUUACUACAAAGUCUCCUAUGGAGGAAAGAAAGCAGUGAAGUCCAAACCUGCACACUGAUCGGACCACCACAUGAUGUCGCCAUUGCCCCAUACCUGUGUAAAUCUCUCCCAGAAGAGCUUCACUGGCACCAGGAUGUUUGUGUAUGUUUCUGUGAAAUUAAUAAAAUGCUCUGUUUGGAUCACCUAAUGGA
This is a messenger RNA of Colossoma macropomum (tambaqui), 396 nucleotides long. It is a transcript of the gene atp5mj, whose product is annotated as ATP synthase membrane subunit 6.8PL. NCBI's taxonomy places the organism in Eukaryota, Metazoa, Chordata, Actinopteri, Characiformes, Serrasalmidae. The transcript is spliced from 4 exons. The record is from RefSeq and is a predicted model, not a curated record. The coding region runs from base 105 to 263 and encodes 52 amino acids. Gene Ontology annotation, cellular component: mitochondrion.